UCUGACUUAUCAGGAAAGUUACCUGGGUCAAGUAGUACCUCUAAUUGCCAUGUGAGGGCACUAGUGAGUGGUGGCUACUAGAUAUAAGCCUGAUAACCAUUGAAGAAGUCAGUUCAGUUUGGUAGAGGGAAACCGCAUGGUUCUUCUUGUUUGCUACCUGCUUUACCCAUUUGAAGUCCUGGUUUGAGAACUCAAUGAGUUUAUGCUCAAAUAAAGGACUUGUUAUGAUUAGACACUAAUCACCAUAGUGUCAACCCAUUCUUGUUGUUUUGCAUCGUUUGGCUGAUCUAUUUCAUGUCUACUGGAAAAGAGAUGUUGGAAGCUGGAUUUCAGUACAUUGUAGCAAAGGCACCAAUUUUUCAAUCUUCACCUCAUACUCAUACUGGAUAAUUGGAUAAUAUCAUUGCGUCGAUCUCAAAAAUCCACUGGGUCAUACUCAUUCAUUCACCAUCCUCAUUUCAACUCCUCCAAAGGCUGGACACUGAUGAUAAGUUGUCUAUAUGGUGGUUUGAUUUACAAGGAGACAAAGACUGUUGGUUUCUUUAUAUUGUUUAUUGUUGGGGCAAUUAUAGGCACGUGUGAAAUAAAAUAGAAAAAUUUAUAUUUGUUGAGUGAAGUGGUUUUAUUUCAGUACCAGUCGAAAUUCUGUUGAACCUCCUCAGAGUAACACCAGAGAAAGAAAGAGAGGUGUUACAGAAUGGCGCCCGAACAGGGACUAAUUUAAACUUUUAAGGAAUCCCUUGUAUUAAAUAUAAAUUUCGACGGUACUGAAAUCCCUUCAUAAGCAAGUAUCAUAAACUAGCUAUGGAAGAGGGCACACCAAUCAUUGAUUAUUCAGAUGGAGCUUUUGUUCGUCGCAGAAGCUCUGUAGCGAAUCUUAUAGACACUUUUAGUGAGUUGUAUUUAGAUUCAGAGGAAGAAAGAGAGGUGUUUCCAGAGCAGAGUGAUGAGCAUGUUGUUAGAUCUGUCGACUUCCCAUUACCCCCUCCUCCACCUGAGUUUUACCAAGAAGAACUGCAGUUAGACAAUGAACAAAAAAAUCAACGCAUGAGCAGUAUUGAAGAACAUCUGGCUGAUCUUGAGCACCGAGUCAGUGAACUUGUCACCACAGAAUCAAUGGAUACGGAGUUUAAGGCCUGGGAAGACAGGAUUAACUACGGUUUUCAGAGAGAGCUGGAUCGGGUUAAAAAGCAAUGUUAUACCAGAGUUGAUGAAUUGAGUCAGAGCAUUGUGGAUUGUUUAAAGCGGCGAGAUAAACAGCUAGAUCAACAAUUCAAAGCUAUUAAGCCCAUCAUGUCCACUCCAGUAUAUUCUAGCACUGCUACUUCUCAUAAGUCUCAAACACCAUCCCAGAUUGCUUCUGUUUCACAAGAUGCCACAAAGCAAGUAACAUAUCUUUCUUCAUCAUCUCCCCUACCUACUGUUAAGCUGGAAUUGCCAACUUUUAGCAAUUUUGAUUCAGAAGACCCUAUAGAUUUCAUCGACCGUUUUGAAGAGUAUAAAGAACUGAGACCUCUGCAUCAUGAAGAAUUGUUAGCAGCAUUAUCAGUAAGUCUGAAAGGAACUGCAAAGAGUUGGUGGAGAGCAGAGAAGCAAAAUAUUACAGGGUGGACCGCGUUCAAAGAGAAGUUCCUUUUUUCAUUUUUGAAUGAAGAUCACCAGGAAGUGGCUGCUCAGAAGUUGGCAAAUUACAGACAAAGAGUUAACGAAAGUGUAAGAGACUUUGCUUUCAACUACCGAGCUAUGUCACUAAAGAUUAACCCUAGAAUGUCUGAAGAGGAGCUUGUACAAGCAACUUUGAGAAACUGCAAUCCUCGCUUGGCUUCACUGUUGAGGGGAACAGUAAAAACAAUUGAUGAUCUGGUUCGUCUCGGCACACAAAUAGAGAAGGACUGGGUGGAGAGCAAGAGAAGAUGGAGUCAAGGUAAAGAUGAGGAGCAGAAGAAAAAAUCUUCAAGUGGAAAGGAUCAACCGAAUCGUCUCAUGUUUAUUGAUCCCACGUUUAGCUCGCAAUGUAACAAUGUACUACAAGCUCCUAUAAUUUUAAAUCAUUCGUACUUCAAUGCAGUAAUUGAUACAGGAAGCACCUUUUCUUUGUUGCAACAUAAAGUAUGGCAGAGACUGAGGAGGAGGGAUGAGCAAUUGACCAGAAGUGCUCAAACGUUCAUGCUCGCUAAUGGCCAGAGUCAGAAAACUCAGGGUAAAAUACUUUGGAAUGUGAAAUAUACGGAGUAA
Pimephales promelas (fathead minnow) is the source of this 2235-nucleotide messenger RNA. NCBI's taxonomy places the organism in Eukaryota, Metazoa, Chordata, Actinopteri, Cypriniformes, Leuciscidae. The record is from RefSeq and is a predicted model, not a curated record.